Molecule: messenger RNA, 2493 nt
Organism: Erinaceus europaeus (western European hedgehog)
Lineage: Eukaryota; Metazoa; Chordata; Mammalia; Eulipotyphla; Erinaceidae
Gene: IRF2BP1
Product: interferon regulatory factor 2 binding protein 1
Exons: 1
Coding region: 344-2095 (583 amino acids)
Biological process (GO): regulation of transcription by RNA polymerase II
Cellular component (GO): nucleus
Molecular function (GO): transcription corepressor activity
Source: RefSeq, a predicted model, not a curated record
GGCGGAGGAGGAGGCGGCGGCGGCGGCGGCGGCGGCGGCGGCCGUUGCAGCGGCAGGAGCCCAAGGCGGCGGGAGCCCAAGGCGGCGGCGCCCGCGGCCCAUCUCGGGGCCGGAACUGUGCGCCUGGGCCCGGAGCCCGGUCCGGGCGGGGGCGCCGACGCGCCUCCCCGCCUGCCGUUGCUGAGGAGGCGGGAGUGAGGAAAAAGGCUUCGGGCCCAGGGGGCGGGGAAGGGGGGGGCGGGCCUGGAUCCGGCGGGGAGGCCGGAGCGCGGCUCGCGCGGCCCCGGGGACACGCAUCCAGCGGCGGCGGCGGCGGCGGCGGCGGCGGGGGAGCGCGGGGGCCAUGGCGUCCGUGCAGGCGUCCCGCCGCCAGUGGUGCUACCUGUGCGACCUGCCCAAGAUGCCGUGGGCCAUGGUGUGGGACUUCAGCGAGGCCGUGUGCCGCGGCUGCGUGAACUUCGAGGGCGCCGACCGCAUCGAGCUGCUCAUCGACGCCGCCCGGCAGCUCAAGCGCAGCCACGUGCUGCCGGAGGGCCGCUCCCCGGGGCCGCCCGCGCUCAAGCACCCGGCCGCCAAGGACCUGGCGGCCGCCGCCGCCGCCGCGCAGGGGGCCCCGCUGCCGCCCCCCCAGACCCAGCCCCCGGCGGCGGGCGCGGGCGGCGGCGUCUCGGGCCAGGACCGCUAUGACAGGGCCACGUCGUCGGGCCGCCUGCCGCUGCCGUCGCCCGCCCUCGAGUACACGCUGGGCUCCCGCCUGGCCAACGGGCUGGGCCGCGACGACGUGGUGGCCGAGGGCGCGCGCAGGGCGCUGCUGGGCUCCAUGCCGGGCCUGGUGCCCCCAGGGCUGCUGGCGGCCGCGGUGACGGGGCUGGGCGGCCGCGGCCUGGCGCUGGCCCCGGGUCUGAGCCCGGCCCGGCCGGUGUUCGGCUCGGAUUUCGAGAAGGAGAAGCAGCAGAGGAACGCGGACUGCCUGGCGGAACUGAACGAGGCCAUGCGGGGCCGGGCGGAGGAGUGGCACGGGCGCCCCAAGGCGGUGCGGGAGCAGCUGCUGGCGCUGUCGGCCUGCGCCCCGUUCAACGUGCGCUUCAAGAAGGAUCACGGGCUGGUGGGGCGCGUGUUCGCCUUCGACGCCGCCGCCCGGCCCCCGGGCUACGAGUUCGAGCUCAAGCUCUUCACCGAGUACCCCUGCGGCUCGGGCAACGUGUACGCCGGCGUGCUGGCCGUGGCCCGCCAGAUGUUUCACGACGCCCUGCGGGAGCCCGGCAAGGCCCUGGCCUCCUCGGGCUUCAAGUACCUCGAAUACGAGCGGCGGCACGGCUCCGGGGAGUGGCGCCAGCUGGGCGAGCUGCUCACCGACGGCGUCCGCAGCUUCCGGGAGCCCGCGCCGGCCGAGGCGCUGCCGCAGCAGUACCCGGAGCCCGCGCCCGCCGCGCUGUGCGGACCGCCCCCCCGCGCCCCGUCCCGCAACCUGGCGCCCACCCCGCGCCGCCGCAAGGCGUCCCCGGAGCCCGACGGCGAGGCGACCGGGAAGAUGACCAGCGAGGAGCAGCAGCAGCGCCACUGGGUGGCCCCCGGCGGCCCCUACUCGGCCGAGACCCCCGGCGUGCCGUCGCCCAUCGCAGCGCUGAAGAACGUGGCCGAGGCCCUGGGCCACUCUCCCAAGGACCCCGGCGCCGCCGGGCGCACCGGGGGCACCAGCCCCGCCGCCUCGUCCACCGCGCAGCCCCCGGCCCAGCAUCGCCUGGUGGCCCGCAACGGGGAGGCCGAAGUCAGCCCCACGGCGGGGGCGGAAGCGGUCAGCGGGGGUGGCGGCGCCACCGGGGCCACCCCGGGAGCCCCCCUGUGCUGCACCCUCUGCCGGGAGCGGCUGGAAGACACCCACUUCGUCCAGUGCCCCUCGGUGCCGGGACACAAGUUCUGCUUCCCCUGUUCUCGCGAGUUCAUCAAGGCGCAGGGCCCGGCGGGGGAGGUGUACUGCCCCAGUGGGGACAAGUGCCCGCUGGUGGGCUCCUCUGUCCCCUGGGCCUUCAUGCAGGGCGAGAUCGCCACCAUCCUGGCGGGAGACAUCAAGGUUAAGAAAGAACGGGACCCCUAGGCCGCCACUGCCACCAGUCUACUGCCCCCCUUGCCACCACCGCCGCUGUGGAUAAAUUAUUCCCUGCCCAGCCCAGUGCCCCCUGCCCACCUGUGUACAUACCCCCUUCCUCAUCCGAGAUGGGUCCCCGGAGGUAGAAGUAUUGAGGGUGGUGGGGGGAGAAAGCUUGUGGUUUCUGUCCGAGGGGGUAUCUGGGGAUCCCUUAGCCCCUCCGGUUUCCCUCCCCCCUCCCUCCCUGGCUUGGCUUGGCUGCUGCUUGUAGUUGGGGGAGAAGCGCCCCCCACUCUUCCUCGAGGAGGGGUCUCCUGGAAUCUCGCUCUUUAUAAAUGAAGCAAAAGCAUUUUAUUGUCCCGCCCCUCCCCUUGUCCUUCAAUAAAUGGAAAGAUGGGUCCCCCCCC